AUGCUGACUCCCUGCGUCAACAGUUUAAGGGGGCAUGCUGACUCCCUGCUUCAGCAGUAUAAGGGGCAUGCUGACUCCCUGCGUCGGCAGUUUAAGGGGCAUGCUGACUUCCUGCGUCAGCAGUAUAAGGGGCAUGCUGACUCCCUGCGUCAGCAGUAUAAGGGGCAUGCUGACUCCCUGCGUCAGCAGUAUAAGGGGCAUGCUGACUCCCUGCGUCAGCAGUAUAAGGGGCAUGCUGACUCCCUGCUUCAGCAGUUUAAGGGGCAUGCUGACUCCCUGCGUCAGCAGUUUAAGGGGCAUGCUGACUCCCUGCGUCAGCAGUUUAAGGGGCAUGCUGACUCCCUGCGUCAGCAGUUUAAGGGGCAUGCUGACUCCCUGCGUCAGCAGUUUAAGGGGCAUGCUGACUCCUUGCGUCAGCAGUUUAAGGGGCAUGCUGACUCCCUGCGUCAGCAGUUUAAGGGGCAUGCUGACUCCCUGCGUCAGCAGUUUAAGGGGCAUGCUGACUCCCUGCGUCAGCAGUUUAAGGGGCAUGAUGUCUCCCUGCUUCAGCAGUAUAAGGGGCAUGCUGACUCCCUGCGUCAGCAGUUUAAGGGGCAUGCUGUCUCCCUGCUUCAGCAGUAUAAGGGGCAUGCUGACUCCCUGCGUCAGCAGUAUAAGGGGCAUGCUGACUCCCUGCGUCAGCAGUUUAAGGGGCAUGCUGACUCCCUGCGUCAGCAGUUUAAGGGGCAUGCUGUCUCCCUGCUUCAGCAGUAUAAGGAGAAGAGCAAUUCAUCAGUGUAA
Molecule: messenger RNA, 780 nt
Organism: Procambarus clarkii (red swamp crayfish)
Lineage: Eukaryota; Metazoa; Arthropoda; Malacostraca; Decapoda; Cambaridae
Product: apolipoprotein A-IV-like
Source: RefSeq, a predicted model, not a curated record